GGGGUUCACAAUGCCGUGAAAACAGACGCGCGAACAUGAGCCCGCGCCCGAACAUGUUCAGAAGGAUUAUAGGCGCAAAUCUGUUGUGUACCAUUACAUUGUUGUUGGCCAAAAGGUCGACAACAGUCGGGUUAAUAUGCUACGGUGCACCUUCUGCAAUAAGGUGUUUCAGGGAACCCAAUUCUACGCAACGAAACACUUCACCCAACAGAAUUAUUGCAAGAAGGUGUUCGAUGAUGUAUUGUACCAGAUUGUGCAGAAAUGCACACACCGCUUCAAGGCCGAUCAGGUAGAGAGGGUGUGGCGAUUUGCACACGAGCGUGGUCUCGAUGUCCCGCGGUCUGGUGCGAUGGGUGGCGAGGCGGAGCGUCCUGCACAGGGCGUGGGCGAGGGAGAGGAUACCGAGCGUUAUGCGGAGGGAGGUGUUGCGAGAUAUGGGGAGGGUGCGGGUAACGCGUCAGAGGACGAGGCUGACGUUGACCUAGAGGUUGGCAUGGCUGAGGGAGAGCGGACACCGAGGGGAGAGGGGGGCGUGCCGAAUUCCGAUCCGAUGGCUCGUCAGAGGGCGGUGGACUCACUGGACUGGGAGCGGAACUGCGGAAAGAAGCCCGUCCUGCCUGAGAUGACAUGCACGCUGAGUUCUUCGAAGAGUGUUGUUCCUGAUAGAGCAUGCACGCCGGGUUCUUCGAAGAGGAAGGAGGGGGGUGCACAUGUUUCUGCCACCAAUGCAGGGAAGAGGCUGCGGCAGCAGAAAAUGAUGGACACGUAUGGUGGCGAGUGGAUUGGUCAGUGGAGGAAGGCAUUCUUUCGCUGGCUGUAUUCCAGCGGGAUUGCCUUCAAUGCCUUCCACAACACGCCGUAUCGGGACCUCCAGCAGGUUGCUCUUCGGCAACCUGGUGGAGCACCUCUUCUCGUGCUUCCAUCCCACAAUGAGAUCGCAAGCAUGCGAGCUGUGGAGAUCCACCGCGAGGAGUUGGCGGAGGAGUUGGAGGAGUUUAAGCAGUCAUUAUGGAUGAGUGGCGCCACCCUCCUCUCUGACGGGAGGAAGUCACGAGACGGGCGACCGAUCGUGAACUUCCCCGCAACUGGGUCUCGAGGGGUCAUCACGUACACGACGAUCAACCGAAAGGGGGAGCCGGACGAUGCGGUGCACGUCCUGCAGAAUUGGGUCGCCAUCUUUCACGGUUUUAGAUUUGGUGGCCCACAGCGGGUCAAUGCUAUAUGCACUGACUCCGCCUCUGCAUACGUGGGGGCUGCGAUGGCUUUGGCCUCGCCAUCUAUUCCCCCUCAGCUGAGGAGGAUUACUUGGCUCCCGUGCUGCGUCCAUGUCUGCAACAAGUUGUUGUCAGACAUUGGCACGAUCUGCACCUCUUUCGUGGACGCGAUCACGCGUGUCCGAGUUCUGGUGGUGUUUUUCAAAACCCACCAGACCGCUCUCAGCUUCUUUCAUAAGCGGAGCGAGGCGUUGGGGCUCGUGCUUUCAUGCGAGACGCGCUUUGCGUCCGUGUACUCCAUGUUGGAGAGGCUGCUUGCUCUGCAGGAUCGUUUGCAGGGCAUGAUGACACGGGAGGACGGUCGGGCUAGGGCUAGGAUCCCGUGGUCCCGCGACGUUCGCGACAUGGCGCGUUGGGUGUGCCGACAGAUCAGGUGGUCCCCUUGGUGGGAGAGGAUGCGUGCCAUCAAGCACGUCAUGGAUCCUGUCAUGGACUUGCUGAGGCGGAUGGACCGUGGCGGACAGUUCAUGUCCCUCGUUGUAGAGUGGACUCGGGAUCUUGCACGCCUUGUGCGGGACGCUUGCAUUCCUCUUGGCCAGUCCUUUUCUGACCGUGUCAUGAGGCGUGUGCAGGCCCGUAUACAGCACAUGAUGGAGCCCGCACACUGCGCCGCAUUCUUACUGAACCCCCGUCGCCGGGAUGUUCAGUACUUCUCCUCGCAGCUCGACGGGUACCACACUUGGCUUGUUCGACAAGCCAAGAGGUAUCUGUUGUCUCAGACGGGCCACGACGAGUCGGGUGGUCGUUACCUUGAGGUAUGUCGGCAAUUCGAGGACUUUCACAUGCAGCAGGGUAGGUAUGGGACAUGGGGCGGGGCAGAGGGCCUCGCUCGAGCGCGUAGUUGCAGCGGAGACUGUGAGAUGUUGGAGUGUGCAUCGUGGUGGUCUCAAUACAGGGGAGACGCGCCUGAUUUACAGCAUUGCGCUUUUUGUUUGAUGCACAUGUGGCCCUGCACCUCUCCAGCGGAGAGGAACUGGGCGGUCCACGAGGGCAUCCAUACGAAGAAGCGUAAUCAGUUGGCCUUCGAGAAGGUCGUUCAUCUUGUUGAGAUCACCGCAAAUGUGCGGUUGAUGGAGUAUAGACGUGCAGGUUGUGGAUACGUCCUCCCUUGGCAGCGAGACAAGGGCAUGCUUGACGCUCAGGCGGGAUUGGACGUGGAACCUGUGUGCUCGGGGACGAGGAGUGGGAUGACGGAGGAGGAGAUCGAGGAGCAGGCUGCCCUCAUUGUGCGCGAUCCCAUUGGGGCUUCUGCGCUGCCCCCUGUUGAGUCUGUUUUCAGUGUUCGUGUGACUAUCAUCCGCCCAUACCCCAGGGACGAUGACUCUGCGGACGAGAGGGAGUCGGAAGCAGAGGGCGACACCAUGCUUCCCAUCCCAUGUGAGACUGAUGAGUUGCACGAGGAGGGCGACGUGCGUGACGAGAGGACGCACACCGUGUGGAGGGCGGCAGAGCAGCGAGACAUGGAUAUGAUCGGGGGGCGAGGAGAGCAGACGCCUGCUACCACGACCACGCGAGAGCAGACGAGUAUUCCUGUGACGCAGUCCGCACCCUCGUCACAGUCGCCUCUUUCGCUUCAUUCUAUCCCAGCAUCCGCUCCGACCGCUCUCGUUCGGCAUGACGAGCGCUCACUUGCACCGGUUGGGAGGGAGGACUUGGGAUCCUCGUUGCGCAUCCGCGGGCAUGGAUCAUUGUUUAGCGUAGCCCGUCAGCUCGUUUUGGACCCGCGUGCAUCGAGCGACUUGGGGGAGAUGGGUGUUCAUAGCGGGGCACCACCGGUGGAGGAGAGGGAGAGACGAGCGGAGGAGCACGGAGCCUCCGGAGCGGGCGGAGUUGAGGGUAUUUGGGGUAUGGAGGAGGAGGUAGCUGGAGCAGUGGGGGGCGUGGUGGCGGUAGAUGAUGGUGCGCACGUCGAGAGAGAGGAGGUCAUGGUGAGGGUUGAUGAUGGUGAGCAGGUUGAGGGAGUGGAGGGCGUGCUGCCAUCGGAGGUUGAGAGGGAGCACGAUGUGGCGAGGACGCAGGUUGAGAGGGAGCACGAUGUGGCGAGGACGCAGGUUGAGAGAGAGGAGGGUGUGGCAGGGGUAGAUGAUGGUGAUGCCCAGGUUGAGAUGGAGGAGGAUACGGUGAGGGCAGAUGCUGCUGCGUUGGUUGGGGGAGAGGAGGGUGUGGUAGGGGGGGACGUCGCCCAUGGUAGAGGAGAGGGAGGUGACGACCUUGACCCGAUUGUCCAGCGUUUCAUCGAUGACGAGAUAGGUCCCGCACUAGCGGGUUUGACCCCGGGCACGAGGAGGGCACUGGGGGCGUCGCCAUCAGGACAGAGGGGGGCGUCAGGGCUGGGGAUGGGGGAUUUCAUGGACAUGUCUUUGGGGGAUCCUCACAGCUCUAGCCACUCAGACAGAGAGGAUGUGGCGCGUGCCCUAGCGGCCGCUGGGUACUCCACAGAGGAGAUCGAGCAGGCAUUUGCAGGACGCUCCGGGAGAGAGACAGACACGUUUCAGCAGGGGUGCAAGGAGGUAGUAGAGCAGCCACAGGCGGAGCGUGAGGAUGCACCCGCUGCAGAUAUCCCCGGAGGUAGCAGUUCGUUGGUACCGUUCACGGGCAUGCGGAUGACGACGACGAUGCAGCCAGUUCGACCGUGUGUGCAAGGGUCAGAUCCUGGGGAGGUGGCAUUUGUUCAGGUACCACCGCUCAUAGUCGUGGAUUUAGGAUCUGAGCCAGCGCUUCAUACAACGGUUACUGGGCGGCGAGCUCCUCAGGAUACAACUCGCCUAUUGGAUUUCGCGGAGCUCGCAUGGGCUGCUGUGCGUGACGUGACAUGGCAGGAGGACACCGACCCUAGCAGACCACUUAUGCCGCCUCCUCCUCCGAGAUCACGUCACAGCGAUUCCCCCUCGACACCAGUCGGUCGCCCCCCCCGUUCACCAUCCACGCCCACCAGACCUAGGGUUCGUGACACGACGGUCAUACGGAGCCUCCCUCUUGACACGUCGCUAUUCGGGAGGACGAAUAUGGACCUGGAGUCCGCCGCUUUGGCAGCAGCAGCACGUGCUGUGCGUGACCAGACUUCUCGCACGAGCGGAGUAGCUCGUCCGCAUCCCAUGCCUGCCACGGGGGGUGCCGCAUUGGAGGAGUCUUCUGGAGCCGAGGGGUUGGGGAUGCCGCGCUGUUCUCGUCGUGAGAAGACAGUCGCAGAGGUGACUCAGGUGAGUGCUAGGCUUGUUCGGGUGAGGAUGGGGGAUGACCCUGUGACCGUGGUGGAGGACGAUCCCGAGACGGAGCCUGCAUGUGAGGAGGCCCCACAGAAGGGUGACGAGUAUAGGGACGACAAGGAGCGUGAGGAGGAGGAGAGCGACAGCGGGGAUGAUGACAGCUACCAUGACGACGACGACGAGCCCUCCCCUCCACCGCGGCAUGGUUCUCGUAGACGACGUGGCUCUCGUAGACGACAUGAUGACGUCGACGACCCGUCCCCUCCAGGGCAGCGGGAGACGAGGAGUCGGAGGAGGCAAGGGUCAUCCGUUGCGACAGCGUCGGGGCGAGGGAGUGUUUCAUCGACACGCAGCACGAGUGGGGCGAGGCAGAGUGGCAGUGAUAAGGGGAAGGGAAGUCGACGGUAUUGACAGCUUCGUUCCCCUUCCACGAUGCCUUUAUGUUGUUUGUGCUCAGUGUUUUGACGUUUUUGUAUAUUGUUUAGGAUGUAGUUAGUUUUUAGGGACUUCGGACCAGUUCAUGGACUUCAGCAUGCAGGUAGUGUUGUCGAGAGUGUUUGUUUGUUUUGUUUUUCGGUUUAUGUACGGCAUUUUCAUAUUGUUUUUUAGUUAUUGGGUUUUUGUUAGAGGUGGGACUUCAUUCUGACUUGUCGUAUUACGUAGAUGUUUGUUAGGGUUUUCUUUUCAGCUUUGUUAGUUCGCGGUGUAGGCUCCAUCCCAUCGCUGUACGGCCCCGUACGACUCGGCACGAGUGUC
Messenger RNA from Chara braunii, 5236 nucleotides. NCBI's taxonomy places the organism in Eukaryota, Viridiplantae, Streptophyta, Charophyceae, Charales, Characeae. The record is from the annotation of a GenBank genome assembly.